CGUCCAAUAUUUCAAAAAGAAUUGAGCGCCACAACAUCUUUGUCAGUUUAGAGAAAUAAUGAAAUUCGCUGUGAAGGCAUGGAGCAACGGCAAGGCGCGCACCGGAUUUCUGCAGCUCGGCAACUGCCCUAACGCCAUUGAAACUCCUGCGUUACUUCUCUCUACUCGCAAAGGACUGCCUAAUUUCAUCUCUCCUGAUCUUCUUCCCUCUCUUCCUUCCCCUGAUUCUCACCUCCUCCAAUUUAGUCCUCUUCACUUCUUGGAAGGUCCUUCAUCGAAAACAAUAUCAAGGAUUGGAGGGCUCCAACAUUUACUUGGUUUACAUGAAUAUGGAUUUGUCGCUGUAGCAAGGGAUUCUGUUCAGUGCCUUCCAGAAUGUGAUGCGACAAAUAAAUUUGGAGCAUCUUUUGAGACUACUUGCGGUCGUCGUUUGAUUAGACCUGUUGAGUACAUUGAAAUGAUUUCAUCCAUGAAACCAGACAUUUGGGCAUCCUUGGCUGAUGAAGUGCCAUCAUGGGUUUCAGAUAAAAGGAAUAAAACAUCAGUGGAUCGGACAGUGAAAUGGUUGGAUGAAUGCAUCACUUUGAACUCAACAGGUGGAGCUGUUUUUGGAGCAAUUGUUGGUGGCAAUGAUAUAGAAGAACGCCAAAGAUGUGCUGUGGAGGUGGUUAAGCGUAAUGUAUCAGGUUACUGGAUUGGAGGUUUUGGGUCUGGAGAAAGCAUGGAGGAACGUCCUGCCCUUCUUGAUGCUGUUACGGAUGUUUUACCAGAGGAAAUGCCACGUAUGAUCUGUGGGCUUGGACUUCCAGAGGAGAUCUUGCAGGGCAUUGCCACGGGAGUCGAUCUCUUUGACUCUGCGUACAUAUAUCAUUUAACCCUUGGAGGCUUUGCUCUCACCUUCCCACUUAAUGGAAUUGUGGAGAAACAACCUGCCGCGCACCUGAAAGAUAAAGCAUGUGAUAUGACAAAGAUUAACCUAAGAGCAACACUUUAUCGGAAAGAUACAUCUCCAAUUCUUGAGGGGUGUAAUUGCUAUACUUGCCUGAAUCAUACGAAGGCUUAUAUAAAUCACUUACUGAAUGUCCAUGAAAUGCUGGCUCAGAUACUGCUGGAGUUACAUAAUACUCAUCACUAUUUAGGAUUCUUUCGAUCAAUCCGAGAAGCAAUCAAGGCAGGCAAAUUUAAGCAAUUUCAUCAGACAUUUGUUGAGGUGAGGCGUAAUCAUCUAGCCUUGCCAACAUCAGCACUCAGCUGCUGACGAGCUCAUCAAACAAGUUAUUUCAUACUUGAAAAGAAUAUAAUAUUUCAUUAAAUUAUGCUAUGAAUCGAUCCAUAAUAUUAACAAGUGUGUACCUUAGCUUAUUAAAGAAAGGACAUGUGUGCGGUUCUCUUGCACAAAAAUACCUAACUACUUUAAAAGCAUGUUUAACUUAGGUUGCAUUGCUUCACAGGUAAGACAUUUAAUGUUAUCGUAAACCAAAACUAAAAAGUAGCUUCAUAAUA
This is a messenger RNA of Benincasa hispida (wax gourd), 1503 nucleotides long. RefSeq lists its product as uncharacterized. Lineage: Eukaryota; Viridiplantae; Streptophyta; Magnoliopsida; Cucurbitales; Cucurbitaceae. The record is from RefSeq and is a predicted model, not a curated record.